Messenger RNA from Aspergillus aculeatus ATCC 16872, 351 nucleotides. RefSeq lists its product as uncharacterized. The coding region runs from base 1 to 351 and encodes 116 amino acids. The record is from RefSeq and is a predicted model, not a curated record. The transcript has 2 exons. NCBI's taxonomy places the organism in Eukaryota, Fungi, Ascomycota, Eurotiomycetes, Eurotiales, Aspergillaceae.
AUGCAGUUCAAGGUCCUCGCCCUCAUUUCCGCCCUCGUGGCCACUGCUGCUGCCACCAUCGACGUGGCGUUCAGCGGCUACUACCUUGCCGACUGCGUUUCCCCGAGCAUUGAGUCCGCCAACGUCAUCUCCGGUGGCUGCGGACCAGCUCAGGGUCUGCCGUUGAAGUCUUUCUCUGCGCAUGUCUACUCCGGUAGCUGUGAUGAUAGCACGACCUCGCCCGUCUUGAAAGUUUACACCGCCACGGGAUGUACUGAAGAGUCCUUGUAUGGCGAGUACGGAGUCAACAGCACCACUCAGUGCUUUGAGGUGGAUGCGACGUUCUUGAGCAGUGAGGUUGUGUGCGAGUGA